GCGACCGAGCGGCGGCCGGCGCCGGGAGAGCCGAGAUGGACAGGUACCAGCGGGUGGAGCGGCCGCGGCCCGAGUCCGCCAUCGCCGAGAACGAGAUCCGAAUCACCGCCCAGGGGCUUAUCCGCAACUACGUCUCCUACGCCACAUCCCUCCUCCAGGAUCGAAAGAUUAAGGAGAUUGUUCUGAAAGCCAUGGGACAGGCAAUCAGCAAGUCCGUUGCUGUCACAGAGAUUAUCAAGAAAAGGAUCCCUGGGUUGUACCAAGACACCAACAUCAGUUCUGUCAGCAUAACUGAUGUCUGGGAACCUAUUGAAGAAGGCCUUGUCCCAUUGGAGAUGACUCGACAUGUUUCAAUGAUUUCAAUAACUUUGUCUCCAGUAGAUCUGGACCAAAACUCUCCAGGGUAUCAAACCCCAUCUUAUGUUGAACAGCCCAGGCAACAGCAGCGCCUUCAGCAGGCGCCACCACAGCUGCGUCAACCUCGCCAGCCGCCAGCUGAUUAUGAAGACUCCUAUGCUCGGGGUCGUGGCAGAGGAAGGGGCCGAGGACGUGGUAGGGGUUGGGGUAGAGGAGGUUAUGGUGGAUAUGGAAAUAACCAAGGCGGGUAUAACCAGGGAGGGUACAACCAAGGUGGAUACAAUCAAGGUGGAUACAACCAAGAUGGUGGGUACUAUGAUAAUGGAUACAACCAAGAUGGUGGUUACUAUGAAAAUCAAGGUGGAUAUGGUGGUGGAUAUGGCUACAACCAAGGCCGAGGAAACUACCAAGAAAAUGGUGGAUAUAAUCGAGGACGGGGUGGUAUCCGUGGAAGAGGCAAUUGGAGUUACCGUGGGGGAUAUGAACGUGGCAGAGGUGGUGGUGCUCCAGGUGGGAGGGGAUAUGAAGGUGGAAGGGGAUAUGACCAAGCUCCUGCUGGAAGGGGCUACGGAGGUGGAAGGGGAUAUGACCAAGCUCCUGCUGGCAGGGGUGGAUAUGAAGGCGGAAGGGGAUAUGACCAAGCUCCUGCAGGGAGGGGUGGAUAUGAAGGCGGAAGGGGAUAUGGAAGGGCACGGGGAAGAGUAGCUCGUGGGCGAGGGUACUGAGCAAAGGCAGAAAAUCCAUGGGCUUCUGGUUUCUAUUU
Messenger RNA from Lolium rigidum, 1120 nucleotides. Its product is annotated as glycine-rich protein DOT1-like. The transcript is spliced from 8 exons. The record is from RefSeq and is a predicted model, not a curated record. Gene Ontology annotation, molecular function: RNA binding. Lineage: Eukaryota; Viridiplantae; Streptophyta; Magnoliopsida; Poales; Poaceae. The coding region runs from base 36 to 1082 and encodes 348 amino acids.